GGAAUAGGGGCGGGAUGUGACCACUGGGGGGCUGACGCUGCCUGGCGGGUCUGGACGCCGCCCUAGACGAGUUUUGGAGCUGAUCUGAGCUAAGAGGUUCAGACUACUAGGAAAGAUCCCGGAGCUCCAGUGUUGUGUAUGUAAGUCUGAGCGUGAGGGGGAAAAAAAAAAAAAAAAGAACCGGACAGCAAAAUCUCCAACUCUGCCUCCUUUCCUUUUGGGAGUCUCCUCAGCCAUGGCCGCCAUCCGCAAGAAGCUGGUGAUCGUGGGUGAUGGUGCCUGUGGAAAGACCUGCCUCCUCAUCGUCUUCAGCAAGGAUCAGUUCCCAGAGGUCUACGUCCCUACCGUCUUUGAGAACUACAUCGCAGACAUCGAGGUGGAUGGCAAGCAGGUGGAGCUGGCCCUGUGGGACACAGCGGGGCAGGAAGACUAUGAUCGCCUGAGGCCUCUCUCCUACCCGGACACUGACGUCAUUCUUAUGUGUUUCUCCAUUGACAGUCCUGACAGCCUGGAAAACAUUCCAGAAAAGUGGACCCCCGAGGUGAAGCACUUUUGUCCCAAUGUGCCCAUCAUCCUCGUGGGGAAUAAAAAGGACCUGAGGCAGGAUGAGCACACCAGGAGAGAGCUGGCCAAGAUGAAGCAGGAGCCUGUUCGAUCUGAGGAAGGCCGGGACAUGGCCAACAGGAUCAGUGCCUUCGGCUACCUUGAGUGCUCAGCCAAGACAAAGGAAGGGGUGCGGGAGGUAUUUGAGAUGGCCACCCGGGCAGGCCUACAGGUCCGCAAGAAUAAGCGCCGGAGGGGCUGUCCCAUUCUUUAAAUUUCCCCAAACCCUCCCCAAUUUUCCACCCUUCCUUUCAUAGGGGUACAAAUUACCCGCCCC
Messenger RNA from Acomys russatus (golden spiny mouse), 880 nucleotides. It is a transcript of the gene Rhoc, whose product is annotated as ras homolog family member C. The coding region runs from base 236 to 817 and encodes 193 amino acids. Lineage: Eukaryota; Metazoa; Chordata; Mammalia; Rodentia; Muridae. The record is from RefSeq and is a predicted model, not a curated record. Gene Ontology annotation, biological process: small GTPase-mediated signal transduction. Gene Ontology annotation, molecular function: GTPase activity; GTP binding. Gene Ontology annotation, cellular component: neuron projection. The transcript has 5 exons.